AUAUAUUGACAUAUCUAUACAUACAUAUAUAAGGAUUCUAACUCUUCAAUUCUCUGAAUCAAAUUUAUUCAAGAGAGUGAAAUGGUGGACAACAACAUUGGAGGAAGUUCUUUUGAUAACGAAAAUGGUGGCAUUAAGGAGCAAGAUCGGUUGUUACCAAUAGCAAAUGUUGGGAGGAUAAUGAAGCAGAUAUUACCACAGAAUGCAAAGAUCUCAAAGGAAUCAAAAGAAACAAUGCAAGAGUGUGUUUCAGAGUUCAUAAGCUUUGUGACAAGUGAGGCAUCAGAGAAAUGCAGGAAGGAAAGAAGAAAGACAGUGAAUGGUGAUGAUAUCUGUUGGGCUUUAGCUACACUUGGGUUUGAUGAUUAUGCUGAACCAAUGAGAAGGUAUUUGCAUAGAUAUAGAGAAUUAGAGGUUGAUAGAACACCAACCUCUAAUAAUAUUGUUCAAGAUAGAGGAAAUUAAUUCAACUUGGUGUGGUAGAACUAAAAAUUAGUUGUUUUGUUUGUUGUUAAUUACUAGUACAUCUUAAUCUUACUUAAUCUUAAUUACAUGUACCUUUGGUUUAUGCAAUCAGCAUGUUUGAGUUGAUUUGUUAAACUUGAGAUCCCUUAAUGACUUGUCUUUUUUUAUGAAAUGAAAGUGUUGAACCU
Lathyrus oleraceus (garden pea) is the source of this 653-nucleotide messenger RNA. RefSeq names its product nuclear transcription factor Y subunit B-5. Gene Ontology annotation, cellular component: CCAAT-binding factor complex; nucleus. The transcript has a single exon. The coding region runs from base 82 to 465 and encodes 127 amino acids. Gene Ontology annotation, molecular function: RNA polymerase II cis-regulatory region sequence-specific DNA binding; protein heterodimerization activity; DNA-binding transcription activator activity, RNA polymerase II-specific. Lineage: Eukaryota; Viridiplantae; Streptophyta; Magnoliopsida; Fabales; Fabaceae. The record is from RefSeq and is a predicted model, not a curated record. Gene Ontology annotation, biological process: regulation of transcription by RNA polymerase II.